AUCCCCCCUGUCGCCCACCAGAGGGCGAUAGUGAUGCACCGAUAGCGGUGUUUUUUUACAAAAUGGAGGAGGAGGACGCUCUGAGAAGUUACUGCAGAAAAAUGAUUGAUCGUGUCCGAAACAAGCAGCAGCACUUUCAGUCCUCAGGGGAGGAAGAGAGGACAGACAGACACAAAGGAUGCCGAGGGGGGGCUAAACCUGGAAAACAACUUGUAGCAGGGGACGAGUUAAUAGAUUACACAGAGUGUAACCUCCCUCUCCUGGACUGUGCGAAACGGGGGAGACACCAACCCUCCCUUAGUCUCAUAUGUCAAGGUCCCGAAGUUGAGGCCGUCCCCCUUCAGCUCAUCUCAAUGCUGAGGCUCAAGACCUUCAAGGAGGAGCUGAGACGGGCUGCAGAGGUGGAGGACCAUGAUCCCGCUGCCUGCGGUGUGUGUGAGCAGGAACAGGCUUUUCUGGCCUUGAAACGUUUUAUCUGGAAGAAGAAGACACAACUGCAGUUCCAAACAUUGAAGGGCAGACUAAACACAUACUUGGGCCAGAGAGGUUGUACGAGUUGGACGAGUUUGGGAAAAAUCUCCCAAAGUCCUCCGAUGCCCCUCACUGGAUUUGGGAGGAACUACUUGGUGAAGAUACGCGGGUCACAGCAACCCGGGGUUGCCGUAGCAACCACUAAAGAACGUGGAGUUGCCCUGGCAACAGAUGAAAUAAGGGGUCACCCUGACAAAAGUGUUAUAGGAACUAAUUUAGCAAGACCUCGCUGUCCUUUUCCAGACAGAUAGCUGCAGACAUGACGGGCACAGUAUUAAUACAAUAAAAGGGACAAUGUUGUGGUGGAAUCAAAUAAUUUCAUACGUCUUUAUUUUCACACCCUUUUGCCCAAUAAACCGAUCCAUAUGCUGAUGGCGGAGUCCUCAUUUACCCUCCU
This is a messenger RNA of Xiphias gladius (swordfish), 928 nucleotides long. RefSeq lists its product as uncharacterized. The transcript has 4 exons. The coding region runs from base 63 to 782 and encodes 239 amino acids. The record is from RefSeq and is a predicted model, not a curated record. Lineage: Eukaryota; Metazoa; Chordata; Actinopteri; Istiophoriformes; Xiphiidae.